Messenger RNA from Hypomesus transpacificus, 1962 nucleotides. RefSeq lists its product as uncharacterized. The record is from RefSeq and is a predicted model, not a curated record. Gene Ontology annotation, biological process: regulation of transcription by RNA polymerase II. The coding region runs from base 204 to 1571 and encodes 455 amino acids. NCBI's taxonomy places the organism in Eukaryota, Metazoa, Chordata, Actinopteri, Osmeriformes, Osmeridae. Gene Ontology annotation, molecular function: RNA polymerase II cis-regulatory region sequence-specific DNA binding; DNA-binding transcription factor activity. The transcript is spliced from 3 exons.
GGAAGGAAGUACAUCAAACGGUAGUUUUUUUUGUUACUUAGCUGGCAUAGCCUAGGUUAGGCUAACCAACUGUAACCGCUAAGUAGGUGUUGGACGCCUGUAAAAUACGAUUAUUGAUAGCUAGCUACAUUUAUACUCCAAUAACUUAGAGGUUUAUCAUAGUCAGAUUUUAACGCGUUGGACGGUCUUUACGGAGGCAAGAGAUGUCGGCAAGCAGGAUUCCUCCCGAUACGGCAGUAGCAGAAUUGACUUUUUCUUUUCAAGACCAGCUAACCGCGACCAUUCAUAAUGCGUUUGGGGUAGCCGUUGAGAUAGCUGUGGUUGAAAUCACAAAGUUGGUUGGACAGGUGUUAAGGGAUGUGCGGGAUCAAAUGGAUGAAGCACUGCGGGACAACAAAUCCUUAAAGUUUCGCCUUCAAGAGGCCGAAAACGAGUUAUGUUCUGUGCGAAGUGCCCAAGUAGAGCCACAACAAUCUGUUACAAAUGGAGUCAGCGCGACUGCUCAGGUUCAUCAGCUACUAAAUAGUCUGAACGUUUCACACAGUACAACUGCAGAAAAACAAAGUCCAUUCGAAGACCAAGCAACUAGUCCUACAAAUCGACUAGAAUUUGAAACAGAAGUUAAAGACAUAAACGAAUCGUUUUGUGAGAUCGGAGAAGAUGGUCGUGUCUUCACCCAGGAUAUAAAGCCAGAUAUAGAGAGUCCAUCAAUCUCAGACCAGAAAGAGGAUUUUGGAAGUGAAGAUGAUGCAGUGCACAGAAACGAUCCCCGAGUUGUUGAUGCGGAUCCCCGGGUUCAGGUGAAGGUGGAGGCGGCUGAUCAGGGGUGUAACUUAACCUUCAGUCCGUCCAGUGAAACGGAAGAGGAGUAUUGCACAGACAGGCUCUCUGUUGCUCAGUCCAAGUUGCUUGAAGACUGGAGACCAGAGCCUCUUCUGAUGUUAUACAAUGAUCCAGAUUCAUUUGUUCCUUCUACCAGCCAUUCUCUGUCUGAUUCUCCCAACUUCAGCUCAGACAUACCAGACUUGGACAUCUUGUCCUCUCCAGCUGCAGGCGUCCCUCCGUCCUCGACCGUCCCCCCAGCUGCAGGCGUGUCUGUGGCCUUUGCCAAGCCUUUCCCUCCCAGGAACUCGACCGGGGCCUCUCCACCGGGGCCUCACGAGGUCACCAACCGAGUACCCCGGCACACCUGCAAAGUCUGCGGAGAGAAGUUCUUCCUCCCGGAGGAGCUAUCUCGGCAUCGCAGUCUCGUCCACCCCAAAGACCCGAACAAGAACCCCAAACAUAGCCUGUUUCCCCCUGGACGGAGCCCGUACCAUUGCUCUCUGUGCGGCCGGGAUUUCAACCGCAUGGAGCAUCUCAAGAUCCAUCAACGCAUUCAUACCGGGGAGAGGCCCUACGGCUGCAGCGUGUGCAACGCUCGCUUCCGCCACUCCUGGGCUCUGACGAGACAUUUCCGUAUCCACACAGGAGAGAAGCCCUAUGCUUGCAGCCAGUGUGGAAAGACUUUCCGAAAUUGUGGGGGGCUACGUUUUCACCAGCGCUCACACUCCAUGACUGGGAUCGUUUAAUAGGUGUUUUUUUUGUAAAUGUUGAGUAACUCGAACCGUAUUUCAAGCACAUUUUAUUUGUAUAGCCCUUUUUACGAUUAAUCGAUGAUGCUUCACAGUUGUCCACAGUUCAACACAGAUAUCCAGCCUCAAACCUAAAUCCCACCACAGAUCCCAGUAAAAAAGAAAGUAAAGGAAACAAUACAACAACAAUAAAUAAAAACUAUAAUUUUUUUUAUUUAUGAUUUUUUACUGGACAACGGAACAACGGAAGGGUAGAUGUCAGAUUUCAGUGUAAUCAUGUGCAAACCUUUUAAAAUGAAGGAAUACUUUGCAAGUGUUUGCGUUAUGUGGAUGAUCUGGUUAUGUAUUUUUUACAGUAACAGAUAAUAAAAUCCCACUAGAUUGGAAA